GCUGAGCUGGGAUUUGAACCGGGGACCUCCUGGUUACAAGCCUGUUUAUUUAACCACUGGACCACACAGCCUCCUAAAAGGAACAAUAAGCUCCUAACAACCAAGCUGCUACUAAGCAGAAUCCUGUGUGCUGCCAUGGACAGUGUGGAGAUGGAAUCUGUCCAGAUUAAAGAGGAGUUCUUUGAACCUGAACUUGUCCCCUUUAGAGCGGAGUUCUCUGGGCUGGCUUCCCUUCCCAUUAAACAGGAGCUCUGUGAGAUGCAAUGUGACAGCAGUCAGCCACAGGUCUCUGAGAUUAAAGCUGAGCACAGUGAAUUGGAGAUCUCUCAGACAGAAGAACCCCUUCCUGCGAAACAAGAAGAGGUGCUGGAAAUUAACCAUAUUAAACAGGAGCCCCCUGAAGUAGAGUUUGACCACAUGGAACCAGGGAAGGAAGAAUCCGAGGACUUCAAACCAAACAUCCCUGAGCUGGAGAGAAUCUGUGUGAGAGAGCAAGGCGCUGGAGAGGAAGGCUCUCCCAACAGCAUGCAAGGAGGUGGAAAGGAAGACGGGCAGUCACAUUCAGAAUGCAGUCUAGCAGAUGGCAGCUCUGUUGUUGGCUCUGAUCAGCCCCUCAUUGCCUCUCCUGGUGAAGAUGUCAUCCUGCCCUGUCACAUCACCCCCAGUCUCAGUGCUGUGGACCUGGACGUGAGGUGGUACAGAGAGAACUUCAAUAUCCCAGUUCAUUUAUAUGAAGAUCGAAGGGAUCGCACAGAUGUUCAGGACAGUGACUAUCGGGGCCGCACUGCUCUCUCUAUAUUGGGGCUGCUGGGUGGAAUUCUCUCUCUGACACUGAGAAACCUCCGGCACACUGAUAGCGGGGUCUAUUCCUGCUAUGUCACUGAUGGAGUCUGGUAUGGGCAAGGAAAGACUGAACUGAUAGUCAGAGCUCUGGGGACCCAGCCCUCAAUCUCUAUGGACUCUACACAAGGAGAACAGACCCGGCUGGUGUGCAGAUCAGAGGGGUGGAGCCCUGAACCUGAAGUGAUCUGGAGAGACAGGGAUGGAAAUGACUUGACAUCAUUGUCCAGCACAACAGUGCAGAGGGACAGUCAGGGGUUCAUCAGUGUCAGCAGCUACAUCAAAAUCAAACAGCAGUCCAACGUGUUCUCCUGUCUGGUUAGAAGUAAAACACCCAAACCAGACUGGGAAUCCAAACUCCACAUAUCCAGGGAUUUUUUCCCAGGAGUCUCUGGGUGGAUGGUGGCUUUCUUCUUGACUUUAGCUCUCAGUAUUGGAGCCAUUCCUCUGCUGGUGAUCCAAUGGAGAAGAAUGGAUGCCAUGGAGAGAAAGCUUGAGCCUAUGGCUGCUGAGUACCUUCGUAAGGAACUUGAGUAUGUGAAGCGAGAGGUCCUUAAAUCAGAAUGGAAGUGGAUCCUCAGCUCAGCAGUUGAUGUGACUCUGGACCCUGAUACAGCACAGCCCGAGCUCACCCUGUCUGCGGAUGGGAAACGAGUGAGACGGGGAGAGACAUGGCAGGAUCUCCCUCAUAAACCAGAGAGAUUUGAUUACUGGUCCUGUGUGCUUGGCAGGGAGGGCUUCACCUCGGGGAGAUGCUACUGGCAGGUGCAGGUGGAGGGGAAUAAAUGGUGGCGAUUAGGAGUCAGCAGAGAGUCUGCCCCGAGGAAGGGGGAGUUCAGCACAACCCCCCAGCAGGGUUACUGGGCUGUGUGGUGGGGGAGUGGAGAUAGAGAUGAGUUCAGUGCUCUCACUGACACCCGGACCCCUCUCCCCAUGAGCCUGAAGCCCCAGAAGAUGGGGGUGUAUCUGGAUUAUGAAGAAGGACGGCUCUCCUUUUACAAUGUGGAGACCAGAUCUCACAUCUACACUUUCACUGACAUGGAGUUCAAUCCCAAUGAGAAACUCUAUCCACUCUUUUAUACUUACAGUGAAACAGACCUUGUGCUGGAAGUCCCCUGACCCUGACCCUGUCAGCGCUGCAGAUUAAACACACAUUGCUGUCUGAACCAGGAAACUAUUCAAACAGCUCAGACAAUCUCCUCUUCACUUUCACUGACACUCUCUCUGCACUCUUCUGGGCUGAUGAUAAAAAAUCCCCUCUCUUCCACCCUCUUAAUCUGAGCCCCUCCUCUAUUUCUCUACACCCCUAUACUACUCCUGCCCUGUUUCUGUCCUUCUUUCUCCUCCACCUCUCUCCAUCUCAAGAUCACUCUCCUUCUCUUCUGCUCUCCUCUCCCCUCUCUCCUCUCCCUCUCACAACCAUGGCCUCUACUGUCACUCUCUUCCUCCCUGCCCUCUCUACUCCCCCUCUCCCCUCUGUACUGUCUCUUCCCCUGCCCUCUCUACUCUCCCCUCUUCUUUAAUAUGGUCAUUUAGCCAGGGAAUCUAGCAGACCUGGGAACCGACCAUAAGAGUAUUUAAAGACUUAAACAUAUGUUAAAUGGCACCAGCACCUUUGAAUUGUAACAAGAAAUUGAUUUAGAGAGUUGAACUAGUGUGGUAUUGUGGCAAUGUGCCCCUGUGGCAAUGUGCCCCGUCCCUGUGUGCAUAUUAUGUGUUGUAUGUUGCGUGUGUUAAUGUUGGUGUAUAGAGAUUGGUACACAGGAUAUAAACGGGUCUGUG
Molecule: messenger RNA, 2622 nt
Organism: Acipenser ruthenus (sterlet)
Lineage: Eukaryota; Metazoa; Chordata; Actinopteri; Acipenseriformes; Acipenseridae
Product: butyrophilin subfamily 1 member A1-like
Exons: 10
Coding region: 136-1959 (607 amino acids)
Molecular function (GO): protein binding
Source: RefSeq, a predicted model, not a curated record